AUGGACCAUCACUGCCCUUGGCUGUCCACCUGCCUGGGCCUGCGGAACUACAAAGCCUUUGUACUCUUUCUCAUCUAUACGUCUCUGUUCUGUUGGGUAUGUUUUAUCAACGCAGCAUGGUGGAUGUGGAAGGAAUUGUUCGAGCAAAGCGGCUACCUCGACGAAGUGGCACCUGUCAACAUUAUACUUCUUUCCGUCAUUGCCGGGAUCAUUGGUCUGGUACUGAGUGCGUUCACCGGUUGGCACAUCUAUCUCUGCAUGAAAGGCCAAACUACCAUUGAAAGGCUCGAGAAGACGAGAUAUCUUAGUGGUGUCAGAACUCUCGUGGAACGAAAUCGCCAGGAGCAGCAAUUGAACCAUAGGAGACGCAGCUCCGAAGGUGUUGCUGGAAGGUUGCAGCGAGCCGGGGAGCAGUUUCUUGAAUGGAACGCCAAUGCCGUCCCUGGGGCGUCACGGUACGAGGAAGGCGAAGAACAUACUUCCCCCGUCCCGAGUGUCUAUAACACGACACAUCAUGGAGCCCCAUAUUCUCAAGGUCAAGGUCUGUCCGCCGAUGAUCACCACCAUCACGCCAGUUCCAACGACACGCCCGCCAUUCGUGCACUGCGAAGGACUUACUCCCAUAUGGAAGCCACUCGCGAGCGUGAAAGAUAUGCACAAUAUCUAGACGACCAAGAGUCCGAGAAAAUGCCUAAUGCAUUCGAUCUUGGCUGGCGUCAGAAUCUUAGUCACUUGUUCGGACCUAAUCGGUUCCUCUGGGCCUUGCCAAUAUGCAAUACCGUGGGUGAUGGAUGGCGGUGGGAAGUCAGCCCGAAAUGGAUCGCCGCGCAGGAGGAAGCGGCGAAGAGAAAAGAGCAAAGGCUGGCGGCGAUGAUGGAUCAUGAUCAUAAUGCAGGAGCUAUGGGUGGAAGCGGCGAUCGUGAGUAUGCGUAUCAACGGCAUGAGCGAGACCGAAACCGCGAUUAUGCCAACAAUUAUAACGAAACCCACGAAACUACCGUCCCACAGGUUAGAAACGACGACAUGUAUUCCCGCAGCGACAUGUCCAUGAAGCAUCUACCUCCAAAUCAAAUCAACUUGUCCUCGACGACGGAUCAAAGCAAGACAAGACAAAAGAGGGACUUUGACCAAAACGAACCUUUCGAAGUCAGUAGUGCUGACGAAGACAGCGAUUCGGAUGUUGGAUAUGACAUUAGAGAGAACGAAGAUGACGCGGAGAGGGGUUGGAUCAGGAGGAAUCGUGCAGGCAGAGUAAGAUGA
Messenger RNA from Cladophialophora psammophila CBS 110553, 1260 nucleotides. RefSeq lists its product as uncharacterized. The transcript has a single exon. Gene Ontology annotation, cellular component: endoplasmic reticulum; Golgi apparatus. Gene Ontology annotation, molecular function: protein-cysteine S-palmitoyltransferase activity. Bases 1 to 1260 code for a protein of 419 amino acids. The record is from RefSeq and is a predicted model, not a curated record. Lineage: Eukaryota; Fungi; Ascomycota; Eurotiomycetes; Chaetothyriales; Herpotrichiellaceae. Gene Ontology annotation, biological process: protein targeting to membrane; peptidyl-L-cysteine S-palmitoylation.